AUGCCUUUCACCAAGCUUGUCAAGAACAGCGCCUACUUCAGCCGCUACCAGGUGAAGUACAAGCGUCGCCGAGCGGGUAAGACCGACUACUUCGCCCGCAAGCGCCUCAUCACCCAGGCCAAGAACAAGUACAAUGCGCCCAAGUACCGCCUGGUCAUCCGCUUCACCAACAAGGACAUCAUCGCUCAGAUCGUCUACUCCGAGUUGACCGGCGACAAGGUCUUCGUGGCCGCCUACGCACACGAGCUCAAGCGCUACGGCAUCACCCACGGUCUUACCAACUGGGCCGCCGCCUACUGCGUCGGUCUCCUCGUCGCCCGCCGUGCUCUCGCCAAGCUCGACCUUGCCGACACCUUCACCGGUGUUGAGGAGCCAGAUGGCGAGUACCAGCUCACCGAGGACGCUGAGGUCGACGGCGAGACCCGCCGCCCAUUCAAGUGCUUCCUCGAUGUCGGUCUCGUCCGCACCAGCACUGGUGCUCGUGUCUUCGGCGCCCUGAAGGGUGCCUCUGACGGCGGUCUCUACAUCCCCCACUCCGAGAAGCGAUUCCCCGGCUACGACAUCGAGACGAAGGAGUUGGAUGCUGAGACCCUCCGCAAGUACAUCUUCGGUGGUCACGUCGCUGAGUACAUGGAGACUCUUGCCGACGACGAUGAGGAGCGCUACAACUCGCAGUUCAAGGGAUACAUCGACGACGAGAUUGAGGCUGACGGUCUUGAGGAGCUCUACUCCGAGGCCCACAGCCAGAUCCGUGAGGACCCAUGGAAGAAGGAUGAGGAUGAGGGCGAGAAGAAGACCAAGGAGGAGUGGAAGGCCGAGUCGCAGAAGUACCGCCAGAAGAAGCUCACCAAGGACGAGAAGAGACAGCGUGUGCAAGACCGCAUCAAGGAGCUUGCUGCCGGCAACUAA
Molecule: messenger RNA, 909 nt
Organism: Zasmidium cellare ATCC 36951
Lineage: Eukaryota; Fungi; Ascomycota; Dothideomycetes; Mycosphaerellales; Mycosphaerellaceae
Exons: 2
Coding region: 1-909 (302 amino acids)
Biological process (GO): ribosomal large subunit assembly; translation
Cellular component (GO): ribosome; cytosolic large ribosomal subunit
Molecular function (GO): structural constituent of ribosome; 5S rRNA binding
Source: RefSeq, a predicted model, not a curated record